GACUGUCACAGGGAAGGGGGGAGGGAGGGAAAGAGGGAGGGGGAGAGAGUGAGUGAGAAAUGCAGAGGCAGCAGCCGCGGUAGCGGCGGCAGUGCUUCAGCAGGCACUAGGCACUCCAACCCCAGCGAGCAAGCGGGCGAGAGCAACAGCGCUCCGAGCGAGGCGAGGAGGCUCUGGGCUACCUGGAACUCUCUUUGUGACACCCCAGCAUACAAACACACCGACAGGGACAGAGGAAAAACAUAUAAAGAGCUCCAGCAUGGGAGGCAAACUGAGCAAGAAGAAGAAGGGAUACAGUGUCAAUGAUGAAAAAGCUAAAGACAAAGACAAGAAGACUGAAGGAGCAGCGACUGAGGAAGAGGAGACUCCAAAGGAGGCUGAGGGUGCCCAGAAAACCACAGAGACCACAGAAGUGAAGGAGAACAACAAGGAGGAGAAGGGAGAAAAGGAUACUCAGGUCACUGCCAAUAAGAUGGAAGAAAAAGAAGGGGAGAAGGAGAAAACAGUGACCCAGGAAGAAACCCAGAAAACAGAACCUGAGAAGUCAGAGGCUAUUGUCGAUGCAAAAGUAGAGCCACAGAAGAACACUGAACAGGCACCCAAGAAAGAGGAGCCAACUGCUGCCUCUGCUCCUGCUGCCAGUAGCGAAGCACCCAAACCCUCUGAGCCUAGCACCGAUGCAAAAGCUUCCCAGCCUUCAGAGGCCACAGCUCCCAGUAAAGCAGAUGACAAGAACAAAGAGGAAGGGGAAGCCAAAAAGACUGAGGCUCCCACAAUGCCUGCAGCCCAAGAAACUAGAAGUGAAGUGGCCCCAGCUUCAGACUCAAAACCUAGCAGCAACGAGGCUGCACCUUCUUCCAAGGAGCCCGUGGCAACAUCAGCACCUAGUUCGACUGCUAAGGCCUCAGACCCUGCAGCUCCUCCAGAGGAAGCGAAACCUUCUGAAGUUCCAGCGACUAAUUCGGAUCAAACCAUAGCAGUGCAAGAUUAAAUUGGACAGCCUGUUGAAACAACCACUUAAAACAACCUGUGUCUUUUUUUUAUUUUUUCGGCUAUACUAACUUGUUUCAGAUCUGAAAUAGCAAAUGCGUAUUGCCCAGAAAAGAAGGAGAUAAAAAAAAAAGAGAAAAAAUGAAAAGGAUGUCCCAUCAAGUUGGGAGGGAGGGAGGGGGGAGAAUCCAAAUAGUAUUUUCGUGGGGAAAUAUCUAGUAUACUUUCUGCCAACUUGACACAAGUCCUGGAUUAAAAUAAAUAAAUAAAUAAAUAAAUAAAUAAAUGGAUGUCUGAAAGUACAGCACAUUUUUUGUAUCUGAACUGCUGAAAAUACACUCCACCAGUGUAUCAAAACCUUCUUUUUGUUCUGUAAUGGGGUUUGGAAAUGAUGCGUUUGAUUCUGCCCACUAGGUUUGUGCCAAGGCAAUCAGAUCUUUAUGAAAGCAGUAUUUUCUGUGUGUUUUUUUUUUUUUAUUUACAACCUUUCUUAUUUUAAUAUUUUUUUUUAAGCAGUGGAUGAAUGCCAACUUUCAGACAAAACCCACUUAGCUGUCCACAUAUUUCUCAAUGCCAAUCCUCCAAUUCUUCCUCUCCAAAUAUUUUUUGGGAGUAAAAAGCAUUCUCAUCCUACUUAGCCUACCUAGAUUUCUCAUGACGAGUUAAUGCAUGUCCGUGGUUGGGUGCACCUGUAGUUCUGUUUAUUGGUCAGUGGAAAUGAAAAAGUCUGCGUUCAUUGCAGUUCCAGUUUCUCUUCCAUUCUGUGUCACAGACACCAACACACACUCAUUGGAAAACAAAUGAAAAAAAAAAUGUACAAUGGAUGCAUUGAAAUUAUAUGUAAUUGUAUAAAUGGUGCAACAGUAAUAAAACUUAAAUAAUUUAAAAAAUA
Molecule: messenger RNA, 1882 nt
Organism: Lonchura striata (white-rumped munia)
Lineage: Eukaryota; Metazoa; Chordata; Aves; Passeriformes; Estrildidae
Gene: BASP1
Product: brain abundant membrane attached signal protein 1
Biological process (GO): negative regulation of DNA-templated transcription
Cellular component (GO): nucleus; cytoplasm
Molecular function (GO): transcription corepressor activity; transcription cis-regulatory region binding
Source: RefSeq, a predicted model, not a curated record